AUGGAUUCCACGACAGGGUCGCCGUCCGACGGCGCGCCCGGCGCCAUUCGCACGCGCAACAAGAACGCCAGCAGCAUCGCUAAGCGCGCCUGCGACCAAUGCAAGUUCCGCAAGAUCAAGUGCAGCCUGUCGCAGCCCUGUAAAGCCUGCCAAUCGAUGGGCUUCGACUGUACCUUCCUUCAGCCGCAGAAGAAGCGCGGACCAACCGGCCAUCGGGUGUCACAAAUUCGACAGCAGCAGACGCAUAUCAUCUCUCGAGACCCUUCCGAGGCUCCGAUUCCUAAGCAAGACUCCUUCCCGUAUCAUGUCCCGACUUCAUCGGUGGAACCGGGUCAGCCCGUCUCCAUGCCGGGGGCAUCCUGGGCGCCUCAUAGCGAAAUGCCGAUUGGCAUGAAUGGGUCAUCCGGGCUGGCACCGUCUGGUCCAUCACAGCCGGUUGUGGAUGCAUGGGGCAACGAGACUGCGUCGAUGGAUUCGCACGCGAACAGUGCCGUGGGGUGGAACGACCGUCCCGACGUCGAAUACUGGCUGCCGGACCACCUGGGCUCGCAAGUCCCCGUCUUCGAAUUCCCCGGAAGCAACAUCUAUCUCAAACCCUCCCUCCCCUCAAUCAUCCAGCCACUACCCGAUGUGUCGGCGAUGAACAUGCCACCGCAGGAACAACACCAGGGAAUCCCAUUCUCUCCUGCCGUGGGAACGGGAACCUCAUCGAUCCAGUCAGACAGCCAGGAAGCAGAUGAAUUCUGGCCCUCCUCGAUCAACGAGUCGAACAUGAUACCCUGGAUCGAUGUCUACUUCGAUCGACUACACCCGACUCUCCCAGUGCUGAGCCGUUCUUCCCUCUUCACCCGCAUGAUGUCACAGGAGCAUCGGAAAAAUACACAAUUCGGUGCGAUGUUGCUUUCAUUGUGCGCGUUCUCUCUAACGCAGCCGAUUGAGAUUAACGAGCGGGCGACAACCUCCUCGCGUGCCACCCAAGCACGAUCCAUGAUGCACGAGGCCACCAAGAUGCGAAGCUGCUCCGAUUUCGGUGAGAACCCCACCAUCGAGGCCGUAUUGACAAGCUUCUUCCUUUUUGGCUGUCUAUUCGGCAGCAACCAGCACAAUGCGGCCUGGCUUCGGUUACGGGAAGCAUUGGACCUGGCUUCGACGCUGGGGCUGAACGACCCAGAAUCUUAUCGUGACUUAACUGGCGAUGAAAAGGGCCAGCGGCUGCGGACAUAUCUUGUCCUUUCAAUCACAGAAAGAGCCUAUGCUCUCCAGCGGCUUCACCCGGUAACAUUUUCGGGGAAGCCGGGCUUCAGCAUGCGUUCCGUACACGACUUCCUCCAUAACGCAACCCACAGCCUCGUCUCCGGCAUCAUCGUUCACAACGAGAAAGAUGCGGAGGGAAUGAUGGGUCUGGCCCGACUGAUGGAAUUAUUCGAUGUUAUCGAUGAAGACAUCAUCCAUUGCUGGAACCGACGAUGUGACAUCAGUAAGGGAUUCUGCUCCCGGUUCACCGAGGCCAAAGCCAUGUCCAUGUAUGACAGCUUGGACCGAAUCAGCCAAAAUGAGCGGUUCAAGGGAUACGACUGGUUCGAGAAAGCAAAGGGAGACCGUAACGACAAUAACGCUCUCUUGGCGAUGGGGCUGCGAGAAACGCAGGCUGCAGAUGUUUUCAUCACUCAACGAUGGAUUCAGAACCGUGUCUGGCUACUGUGUCUAAACCAUGGCAUUCUAAGAUCACACUCGGAGCGGCCCGACUUGACAUUCGGUUAUGCUGUGUCCGUGGCUGAAUCAACGCUCCAGCUCUGUCGAUCAUUGAAGCUGAGCUCGAUGGAAGCUCAUGGCAUUGGAUUUACCGAGAAAUUAUACGAUAUAGCCGUCAGUGCAACUGACAUCCUCUGCAAUAUCAACCCACCCUAUGGGACUGGAAUGGCGCCCCUUGGGAGCUUCACGGACUCGAUACCCACAAGCUCGACUCCGCAGACACUUGCGGAGGACUUUUUGCUGCUGUUGAGCAGCUUUCGUGGUGGCAAUCAUCCCUUCUUGGAGAAAUACAAGGCGCACCUGCACUCGCUACAGAUUCCGAGCAGCAAAGUGACAGCCUGGGCAACGCAAUGA
This is a messenger RNA of Penicillium argentinense, 2106 nucleotides long. RefSeq names its product CeGAL family transcription factor. Gene Ontology annotation, molecular function: zinc ion binding; DNA-binding transcription factor activity, RNA polymerase II-specific; DNA binding. The transcript has 5 exons. The record is from RefSeq and is a predicted model, not a curated record. Gene Ontology annotation, biological process: regulation of DNA-templated transcription; DNA-templated transcription. Lineage: Eukaryota; Fungi; Ascomycota; Eurotiomycetes; Eurotiales; Aspergillaceae. Bases 1 to 2106 code for a protein of 701 amino acids.